Messenger RNA from Ricinus communis (castor bean), 1174 nucleotides. RefSeq lists its product as uncharacterized. The transcript has 3 exons. The record is from RefSeq and is a predicted model, not a curated record. NCBI's taxonomy places the organism in Eukaryota, Viridiplantae, Streptophyta, Magnoliopsida, Malpighiales, Euphorbiaceae. The coding region runs from base 321 to 1079 and encodes 252 amino acids.
UACAAGACUAAUAGAACCUCCAUUUCCAAAGUCUUCGAAUCCCAUGUUAGUUUUCUUCUCCUUGACCUUACAAAACAAAUCUUAAAAAUGACAGAAAAUACUAAUCACCUUGACCAUUUGAAUUCCUCUUUCAAAAUUAUGCCCUCCAAUCUAAUUCAUAAUUCACACCUUAAAAACAUCUUUUCAAUCUAGAUUUUCAAGUACCUUUUGGCGAUUUAUUGACAGUUUCGUGAUUCGUUUUUAGCAGACAAGAAGGAAAAUAAAAAAGCAAGAAAGAAAGAAAAGAAUUAAGGAAGGAAAGGUUUAAGGCAGAAAGAGAGAUGGGAUGCUUUGUACCUUUUAACAACAGGAAUUUGGAUAUAAGCUUUUUUGUGCUCAGGCCAACAGCUGUGCUGGUUGAUGAGAUUGUUGGGUCUCUUAAGCAAUUUUCUGGAAGCACUGAGAGUCUCGGUUGUGUGCAGAGUUCCAUUUUCAAAAGCAUCCAUGGAAAUAUGAUCAUAUGGUAUGGAGCAUGGAUCAAGAAAUCCAGUCAAAACAAAGACUUAUUGACUGCGGUCCUUCUAUCAAUGCUGACAAAAGCAACAUCAAGCAUAGCAAUCUUAAGCGAACAUGGAUUCUUCGAUGCAUACGCGGGAGAGUCGAGAGACGGCUCAGCUGCCGCAAAAUUUUCAACAGGAGAUACAAUCUCCAUGAACAUAAUAUCACCCCACCAGUCCAGGAGCAACAAUAUCAACGACCUUUCCUAUGCAAAUUUAGCACUGUUCAAAUCAAGAUUCCUGAAGAUGGAAGGUGCAAAUGCAGGAGUUUGCUUGAACUGCCAAAGCAUCCCAAGAGUGGCAUGUCUUUAUGUGUGGAGAUCCCUCCAUUUUUGUUACUCGUGGAUCAUAACUUCUGACCACAGGAAGACAGUGCUUCCAUACCUCGAACGUUUCUCUCUUGAUGUUAAGUAUGACAUCUUCAGGGUAGUUUUUGUUAGCAGUGACAAUGUUGUAAGUUAUCCACAUCUUGCUUCUAAUAAUCAGAUGCUACAAAAUGGAGAGACUAGCAAAGAGAAAGGACAGGUAAUUGUCCAAGAUUGAACAUAUGUUUAUUCCUACUGUUAACCCUUUUGUGAAUAAUGUCUCCUGAUGUAAAUUAAUAUUUUGUUUAUAUUAAGUAAAAAUUCACGUGUUAA